UCUUGCUUUCUAGCGUUUGUUUGUGCGAAACCCCAAUGGCUACGUCGAUUUCGUCGUUGCUGCCAAUGCGACAAUCGUCCAUCAUGUGUGCGAAACACAUUCAAGGAUUUCUUCAUAAGAAUAUCAAGAGAUUAGUCUUAUUGACCUCCUCCAGAUGCAAAUCCUAUCAAGCCUUUCAAACAUCUCCUCAAGAUGAACUUUUCUCACCACUCGACCCUUGUGAACUGGCUUCAAAGAAAAAGUACCGUUUAGCAGGGAUCAAAUAUCUUCCUGACUCUGACUGUAAGGAAUUCCCAGAGUUCCUAGCAAACCCUCGACAAGGUCUUCCACAAGCGUACAAGAUACAGCAUGCUGACCAGUUUUCUAUAAGUGAGUGGGCUCAACACUGCAGAAAGCUGCUCGAUGAACAGUUACCAAAGUAUGGUGUGGUGUUCUUUCGAGGACUUCCUCUGUCUAAUGAAGAACAUUUCACGUUGUUUUCAAAUGCCUUGGGUUAUACUGCCAUUGGAUACGAAGGCGGAACCACGGUAAAACCAAAUUAUGGUAAAGCCAAAAGUACGUUCAUAUCCUCUGUUGAAGACAAGGCUUACACAAUGGAACCACACAGUGACAUGACAUAUUGGCCUGUUUAUCCUUCUAAGGUAAUCUUCUACUGUGAUGUAGCACCUGAGGAGGGUACUGGGGGCCUGACACCCAUUACCAAAAUCUCUGAGGUUAUGGAACGGCUUGAUCCAAAGUUGGUCCAAAAAUGCGAAGAAAAGAAGAUUCGUUAUCAUCGGUAUCUUCAUAACGGAAAGGGAUACCUCCCUUGGCAAGUCACCUUCCGUACUGAUGAUCGUAAGGAGGUUGAAAAGUAUUUAGAAGCCAACAAACUCUCCUACAAGUGGCACGAAGACGACAGUCUUUCCUAUUGGCUCAACCUACCGGCCAUUAUACGUCAUCCAGUAACAGGAGAGAAGGUCUGGUUCAACCAAUAUGAUUCUCACCAUUGUACCUAUAUAAAACACCACUCCUCACCGAUGUUAAAAGAGCUCACUUUUGAGUCAGAUUUCCACUACCCGACCCAUACUACUUAUGGAGAUGGCACAGAUUUAGAGCCGGAAAUGCUCCAACACAUCCGGGCCAUUAAAUGGCAGUGUAGUGUGGGUGUUCAAUGGAAGAGGACGGAUAUGAUCGUCUUCGAUAAUCUGAAGGUCAUGCAUGGAAGAAUGAGCUAUACUGGAGAACGUAGAUUACUAGCCUAUAUUUGCAGGGACUAGCCGAUAGAAUGAGCAGACUAUAAGCCAGACAUGGUAGACUUAACUAUACUGGAGAACGUAGAUUACUAGCCUAUAUCUGCAGGGACUAGCCGAUAGAAUGAGCAGACUAUAAGCUACCAAAUUUCGCAUGUGUGUUUCUUGCUACAUUAGGCAGAUUAAGAUUUCCGUUUUUCCUUCCCGCAAACGGCAAACGUGACCACGUUUUCAUUGUUUCCCUACAUUUCACUUUACCUUUUGCAAACCUUCUCACCAAAGACAAGUAUUCUUUUGUUUAUCUAUUACUUGGAGAUUUUUGCGAUUCCAUUUCACUUAUUUUAAACGGAAUUUUUUAAUGGUCAGCUGCGUUUUACGUUUGCCGUAAACGGGGAUCUUAAACUUUCUAUUGUCUAGGCACGCUAUCCGACAACCGUGAACUUCAGUUUACGAGCGUACCAAUAUAAAUAGUGAUUGACAUAUUUCCAAGACGGCGUCUAUUUCGUUAUCCUAAAACAAUCCCAGAAUGCACUGUAAUGCCAACUCGACUAAGUCAUUAAUUACAGAAUUAAAUUUUCAUAUGUUUUAAUCUGAUUUGUGAAAUACUUGAGAUUUAACGCGUUCGCCGAUUGGCUGGCUACUGUGUUUAUAUCAAAGGAUAGAGACACACUCGCGCAAAAUUGUACAAAAAUACUUUGUCAAGAGCAAUAUAAAACGGAUGCUUAUGUCUG
Messenger RNA from Actinia tenebrosa (Australian red waratah sea anemone), 1963 nucleotides. RefSeq lists its product as uncharacterized. NCBI's taxonomy places the organism in Eukaryota, Metazoa, Cnidaria, Anthozoa, Actiniaria, Actiniidae. Gene Ontology annotation, molecular function: oxidoreductase activity. The record is from RefSeq and is a predicted model, not a curated record.